Lathyrus oleraceus (garden pea) is the source of this 1500-nucleotide messenger RNA. RefSeq lists its product as uncharacterized. Bases 1 to 1500 code for a protein of 499 amino acids. The record is from RefSeq and is a predicted model, not a curated record. The transcript is spliced from 4 exons. NCBI's taxonomy places the organism in Eukaryota, Viridiplantae, Streptophyta, Magnoliopsida, Fabales, Fabaceae.
AUGGCGCCUCAAAAACCCUCAAGCAGUAAACACUCCAAGAAGAAACAAGACUCAUCUCUUCCUCCUGUACAUGAUUUAAAAGGGCCAAUGACCAUUGGAAAUCAACAGUAUGUUCCGGAACCUCCAAAUGAAAAGGAAAAAGACUGCAUCUAUAAAUCUCAGGUAAGUCGAAAACCCUCAACAAUCCAAAAGAAGAAGAGUGAAGAGGAGAGAAAAGAGGAUAAAGUCCCUAGUGAAGAGUCUGGUGAUGAAUCUCCAGAGUUAGUCCCUCCUCCUCAGAAGAAAAAGAAACUCACGAAGGUUUCUUCCCAAAGGUCCAUCGUCAACCCAAUCAGGAAGGAUUCUGCCAGUACUUCUCCUGCCAAGCCUCAGUCGAAAGAUACGGGGAGUGGAAAAUCCGGUUUUAACACUGAAAUUCCUGAGGAACAAGUGGCUGUCGAAGGAGCGUCUGAGAAAAUUUUGGAGGAAAUAGCGCCAGAGGAAGAUAUCCCCGCCAGUGACCAUGACAUGCAAACCAUAGAAGAAUUCGACACUACAGUGGGUGAAGCUUCUGAAGAUGAAUCUCCUCCUCAUCCAGGAUUACAUGUUGCACCUCAGGGCGAUGAUAUUGAAAUGGAGGUUGUAGUCGAAGAUGAUCCUGAAGAUGGAGCUGCCAGAGAUGGGGACAACCAGUUGAAACGAACAGAGGUUGAGCCUACUUCGACGCGAAACACUCCACCUGCUCCUGACCGGGCCCAAGUGAGUGGCAAAUCAACUGGUUCGACCAGUUUUUCUCGCGAGGAGCUUGAGAAUCUCAAAGUGCAAAGACCUUUGGAGUAUCUGAAAGCCAUGCUUAGCACCCGUUUCAAUUUUCAGGAUUCUUCGCAGAGUAGUUCGACCACUUCUGGGGCAACUUCUGAAGCACCAUCACUUGGCAACCUCCUGACCAAAAUCAAAACGAAAAUCCUUGAUGUCGAUUUGUUUAAAGUCUUGGAAGAAAAUUCCCUUGCACAAAUUGGUCUUAAGAAAAUUCUAAAGCAAUCUACUGUUGAUACACCUCAGCAGAUGGUUAUUAAUGACCGGUCCCACCUCAGUCCAAACUUACAACCUGUCAUGAAUGACCUUUCACAAAUGUCCCACUCUAGCACUUUGUUGGAUGCACAUAGGUCUAAUAAUCAAACUAUUCCUAUCAUAACUUCUUUAACACCUUUAUCAUUACCUGAUGGACAAUCCCAUGUUCCCCCUGCUACAACUAUUUCCCCUGCUAUAAUUGUUUCCCCUGUUGUACCAAUCACAACACAACAACCUGCUACCACUGAACAACCACAUGUCCCUUUACCUGAACCAGAGCCAACAAAUAAUGCUGAAAUGUUACAUAAUCGAAAUUCUACUAGAGUUUCUCAUCCUCCAAGUUAUCUUGCAGAUUACCAUUGCUAUAACACCAUACAUCAUUCUCCUAUCUCUCUCUUAAAACCAAACCAAAACUUUCCACUGUUGCAUAUCCCUUAUCCUCUGUGUUGA